UCCACCUCACCCCGAAUACUGAUCGUAAAGUUCCUGCUCCCAAUGACCUCCAUCCUGCUGCUCGCCGGGAUGCUGCUGCCCAUGGUGGCCGGCUACAACUACUGCAACAAUCGGACCCAUGUGUGCGACCUGGCCCAGAGAAAGCACUUUAUGUGCCGGCUGGGGGAACUGACGCCCUAUGGAGGCCGAACCAAGUACUACGCCAGCAUACCGGACACGCUGAAGGUGCGAAGGGAGACGCUGGGCGUACUGAACACCUUCCGGGACAUGUUGGCAGGAGGGGAACUGGACACCGCCAAGAACAAGACCGCCAAGACGAACAAGUUCCCGAGCGCCAAGCGGAUGAGGGCGCUCCAAUGGGACAGCGAGCUGGCCUACAUGGCGCGCACCCACGCCGCCACCGUCUCCUUCAUGCACUCCGAGUGCCGCUCUACCCUGCGCUUCCCGCUGGCGGGCGAGGUCCUGGCCCUGUCGCCUCCCAUCGGGCACAGGCUCAGUCUUUCGGAGCUGCUGAGCAUGGUCUUUGGCCAGAUAUUCGACGAGUACAAGACGGUUCAGGAUCCGCACAGUUUUGCCAGUAGAUUCGAUUCCAAAAGGGACUACAGCGUGGGACACUUCUCCAUCAUCGUCAACGAUCGAGUGUCUCGAGUGGGCUGUGGUUUCACUGUGGGCUCCAACUGCGAAAAGGACGGCAAAGUCGGCUUCUGUCACUUCCUCACCUGCCACUUCGACUACACCAACGUGAACGGCUCCUAUGUAUACAAGACUGGAAAAGCUACCACUGGCUGCAACGACUGGAAAACCAUCGCCAGCGUCAAGUACUCCAAUCUGUGCGCAAACACGGGCGAGAUCUUCCCCCUGGAGUAAGAGCGUACUUAGGUCUUGAAAUAUCCCGAACUCGUUGAAAAUUCGUUUCAUUCUUAAUCUUUCAAGGAUCCUUAUUCGAUCAAA
This is a messenger RNA of Drosophila mauritiana, 951 nucleotides long. RefSeq names its product venom allergen 3. The record is from RefSeq and is a predicted model, not a curated record. NCBI's taxonomy places the organism in Eukaryota, Metazoa, Arthropoda, Insecta, Diptera, Drosophilidae. The transcript is spliced from 4 exons. The coding region runs from base 43 to 867 and encodes 274 amino acids.